CUCAAUAUUUGAUCGUUUCAAAGCGAAUACAACAACAAAGAAAGUGCGAGAAAAUUCACAAAGAAAACAAAAGAAAAAAGAAAAUAUCUGGUGGGUUUGUGUGUUUGAGAUUAAAGAUUGGAUCUUUUUAAGAGAUUGAGAGAAAAAGUUUGAUAUUGUUGGCUGUUUAGUAAAUGAAAAAUGGUGGCCGAAGCUGUUGAGAUGGUGUGUCCACAAAACGUUAUUGGUUUGGAUGUUCAGUAUUUUGGUAAAGCAAACGUUUCUGUUGUUCGUGAGAUUGAUGAAGUUGUUAGUGUUUCUCCCCGGAAGUUAAAUCAAGCUCUGGUUUCUGAUCCUGUUCUUGCUGAUUUGCCUGCUCCUCCAGUUGUGGAUUGUAAAUCUGCUGAGGAAAUCCCAGAUGUGACUCUGGAGCUUCCAACUGUGCAGUUUGUUCCCAGCAUUCGUUCUGGUAGCUUUUCCGACAUAGGGCCGCGAAGAUAUAUGGAAGAUGAGCAUAUACGGAUAGAUGAUUUGUCUACACAUAUGGGCUCCCUUUUCAAGUUUCCCAAGCCAAGUGCUUUUUAUGGGGUUUUUGAUGGUCAUGGAGGACCUGAAGCGGCAGCUUAUGUUAGAAAAAAUGCAAUGAGACUUUUCUUUGAAGAUGUUAAAUUUCCCCAAGCACAUGAAGUUGAUAAUAUCUUCUUGGAAGAAGUUGAGAAUUCUCUUCAGAAAUCGUUUCUUCUAGCUGACCUAUCUUUGGCUGAUGACAGCAGUGUGAGCAGUUCUUCUGGGACAACUGCACUCACAGCCUUUAUAUUUGGAAGGCUAUUAAUGGUGGCUAAUGCUGGUGACUGUCGAGCUGUUCUCUCUCGUAAAGGAGAGGCAAUAGAUAUGUCUCAAGACCACAGGCCUGUUUAUCCAGCAGAAAGAAGGCGCGUUGAAGAGUUGGGAGGGUACAUUGACGAUGGAUAUCUUAACGGAGUUCUAUCAGUAUCUAGAGCACUUGGAGAUUGGGACAUGAAAUGUCCUCGUGGUACUCCGUCGCCUCUGAUUGCAGAUCCAGAGUUCCGUCAGGUGGUUCUAACAGAGGAUGACGAGUUUCUCAUAAUCGGUUGUGAUGGCAUUUGGGAUGUCAUGUCAAGUCAGCAUGCUGUAAGCCUCGUCCGCCGUGGACUGCGGCGGCAUGACGACCCAGAUCAAUGUGCGAGGGACCUUGUUAUGGAGGCAUUGCGCCGCAACACAUUCGACAAUCUUACUGUCGUCAUUGUGUGCUUCUCCUCAUUUGAUCAUCAGGAACCAUCUCCAUCUAGGCAACGGAGACAGAGGUGCUGUAGCCUCUCCGCAGAAGCCUUAUGUAGCUUGAGAAACUUGUUGGAUAGCAAUGCCAACCGCUGAAUGUAAAUAAGUUAAUAUCUUAAAUAAUUUCUGUUUCUGACAGGGAAUUAACUGUUUUAGCUGCUUCAGUUUGAUGCUAGAAAAAGCAGCUUUCAUUUUUGUAGGUGCUGAUUUUUCAGACAGCACUCGGGAGGGUGGGUGGGUGUACAUAACUGGCGGGCAUAUGGUGGUGUUGGUACUGAGAUUUUCAUGUAUUAUAUAUUUACAAUCCCUUAUGGGGGAUUUCUUUUUAUUUUGAAAGUGCAGUAUGGUUGCGGUUCACACAUUCCAUUUUGAGUUGUGUACUGUGUAAAUAUAAUUGGAAUAAUGCAUUUUUUGUGCCUUGUA
This is a messenger RNA of Mercurialis annua (annual mercury), 1701 nucleotides long. RefSeq names its product probable protein phosphatase 2C 2. The record is from RefSeq and is a predicted model, not a curated record. Gene Ontology annotation, molecular function: protein serine/threonine phosphatase activity; cation binding. The transcript is spliced from 4 exons. NCBI's taxonomy places the organism in Eukaryota, Viridiplantae, Streptophyta, Magnoliopsida, Malpighiales, Euphorbiaceae. Gene Ontology annotation, biological process: protein dephosphorylation. The coding region runs from base 181 to 1374 and encodes 397 amino acids.